Molecule: messenger RNA, 1404 nt
Organism: Penicillium daleae
Lineage: Eukaryota; Fungi; Ascomycota; Eurotiomycetes; Eurotiales; Aspergillaceae
Exons: 5
Coding region: 1-1404 (467 amino acids)
Biological process (GO): resolution of meiotic recombination intermediates; replication fork processing
Cellular component (GO): FANCM-MHF complex; Fanconi anaemia nuclear complex
Molecular function (GO): chromatin binding; protein heterodimerization activity
Source: RefSeq, a predicted model, not a curated record
AUGUCGACUCCUAACCCGCGCAGCCGCCGAUCAGUGGGCAACUCGGCAGCUGGGACCAAUACACCCUCUGGCGAGACCACAUUGACUGGAGCAACUCCAGCGCCUCCCGAGUCAUACGCGCUACCCGCUCACACCCAGUCGCCUUAUUACGACAUCCACACCGUCCGCACAAAGAUCUGCUUCCCGGUACACGCCUCGACCAAGGGCUUCCAUGGCACCAUCGACUCCAUAUGGGCUCCGCGCUCGACAGCAACGUGCCGCGAACACACCUGGUCGCGAUCGUCGACGGAGCGGACGAGUCCAGCGCGAGACCACAUUCGACGUCCUGAGGAAUCUUGGAAGAAGUAUGCGCAUUCCACGACACUCGCACCCGUGUCCAGACCGAUUCAAUCAUCGCCUCGGGAGGAAGUGAAGCCCGUGGAGGAGCCGAUAGAUGAGAUCGAGGAACUGGACAAUGAGCCCGAACUGGAGCGACCACGGCUCUCUCUUCCUAUGCAAGAAAGUGUGGAAGGCAGCGAAGAAGGCAGUCCGGAUAUACCCCCGCCCCGCUUAUCGAUCGCCCUUGACGACGAUGAUAUCACCUAUCAGUCUGUCGAGUUCCCUCGGAGAGAUCUUGCCAUUCGAGAUCAAGAACGACAAUGGAUGAGCGAUGACUUCGGAGAGACCCGACUAGAGAGCGAUUUUGAUGCUGGAGACGAGACCGGCAUCCUAGGUGAUGACGGUUUUGGGGAUGAUACGAUGAUCAGCGGGGUAGAUUUCGAUCGAGGGGGAGAGACCGAGGACUUGCGUGGGUUUCAUUUCGACAUGAACUUUCCAUCGCCAAACGCAAACCCUGUGGGUGAAGGGCCCUUGGAAGAGGACAUUGGUGACAUGACCGGGUUUCAAAUAUCUCCAGGCGACAUACAGCCAGGCCCUGCCACGCCACCGGAUGAUGACAAUCUCGCGGCUGGCGGCUUUGGGUUUGGACUUCACUUCGCACCAGGAGCAUCUCCGAGCCAGAGUCCUGGGAUUAUUGGGGGUGGCUUGCGGGACGAAGGACUUCCCAUGCAUGGAAAGCAGAAGAAGCUUUCUCGUCACGGAAUCCCCGUCCCGAAUUUACCUGCCGGAGUGGUCAAGAAGUUGGCCAGUCAAUUUGCCCGCACGGGAGCUGGUUCCAAGGCGAAAAUCAACAAAGCCGCGCUGGCGGCGAUAGAACAGGCGUCUUCAUGGUAUUUUGAACAAGUCAGCCAGGAUUUGGCUGCGUAUUCCAAGCAUGCUGGGCGUAAAACCAUCGAUGAGAGCGAUGUGACCACCUUGAUGAGGAGACAACGUCAUAUUAAUAGCUCGACAACUGUAUUUUCCUUAGCUCAGAAGCAUCUACCCAAGGAGCUUCAGCAGGAUAUGAGACUGGCCAUGCCUCCAUGA